GAAGGCACGGGGCCGAGGGUGGGGAGGGGUGCUCCCAGGAGCUCGUCUCGCGGUCGGGUGAGACUGCCAAGUUCUCCGAAAGAGGCCAAGACUGGAGCACCCCUAGUGCUACGGAAGCGGGAAUUGAGAGGGGUGCUUCCGGGAUUAGGACAGCCGGAUAGUUUCUUCAAAGUAGGGGGGUUUUCGGGAAAGGGAAACACAUGAGUAAUAGCACGGAGUCAGGCGAGCGGCAUGGAUUGCUGGGGAGAGCUUAGUAGGUCGAGAUUCGACAGAUCCUGCAGACUCAUUGAGCAUCUACUAUGUGUAGGCACGAUUCUGGCUUCUGGAGAUACAGUAGUGAAUAAUGCAGACACAUCUAACAUGUCAUUUGAGGAGCUGUUGGAAUUGCAGAGCCAAGUGGGGAUUAAGACAUACAAACAAUUGGUAGCUGGAAACAGCAAUAAGAAGCAAGAUUCUAGACCGCCAGUCCAAAAUGCAUUUGUUGCAGAUAAGCACAGGCCUCUGGAAAUGUCAGCCAAGGCCCGAGUGCCAUUUUUACGUCAGGUUGUCCCCAUCAGUAAAAAGGUGGCCCGGGACCCCCGCUUUGAUGAUCUGUCAGGGGAAUAUAAUCCUGAAGUGUUUGACAAAACGUAUCAAUUCUUGAAUGACAUCCGAGCCAAAGAGAAGGAGCUUGUGAAAAAACAGUUGAAGAAGCACCGUUCAGGGGAGGAGCAUGAGAAACUGCAGCAGCUGCUUCAGCGAAUGGAGCAGCAAGAAAUGGCACAGCAAGAAAGAAAGCAGCAGCAGGAGCUGCGCCUGGCCCUGAAGCAGGAGCGGCGGGCUCAGGCCCAGCAGGGCCAUCGGCCAUACUUCUUGAAGAAAUCUGAGCAGCGCCAGUUGGCCCUAGCUGAGAAGUUCAAGGAGCUGAAACGCAGCAAGAAGCUAGAGAGCUUCUUGAGUCGAAAGAGGCGCCGAAAUGCAGGCAAGGACAGGAGACAUCUUCCUUUGAGCAAAGAGUAAUCUCCCUGUUCUGCCACCGCCCCAGGGAGACAUGGAUCUGUGGAAACAGAGUUGGGCUUGGCCCGUUCUCCUGGUUCUUUCUUGUUCAAGGGCAAGGAUCACAGUUGCCUUUGAACUAUGUUGGCUCAGAGAAGACUAGAGGGCUCUUGGCUGGACAGAAGGAGCAGUUCAGCCUUCUGCCGUGCCACAUUGCCUCUGCUUGGAUAUGGUUCAUCAUGUCCUCAUUUUCUUCACCCAUCUUGCGUUAAACGGAUGAUUCUGAUACAGAAGAAAAGGGGCCAGUGAAGGCCAUAGAGUCUGUUCAUGGCUCCCAGGGCUGGGACUUUAUGUAGGAGGCACUUCAUAAACAUUCUUUAUACUCAC
Galeopterus variegatus (Sunda flying lemur) is the source of this 1362-nucleotide messenger RNA. RefSeq names its product ribosomal RNA processing 36 homolog (S. cerevisiae) (gene RRP36). Gene Ontology annotation, biological process: maturation of SSU-rRNA from tricistronic rRNA transcript (SSU-rRNA, 5.8S rRNA, LSU-rRNA). Gene Ontology annotation, cellular component: nucleolus; 90S preribosome. Lineage: Eukaryota; Metazoa; Chordata; Mammalia; Dermoptera; Cynocephalidae. The coding region runs from base 232 to 999 and encodes 255 amino acids. The transcript is spliced from 7 exons. The record is from RefSeq and is a predicted model, not a curated record.